Molecule: messenger RNA, 7891 nt
Organism: Oncorhynchus nerka (sockeye salmon)
Lineage: Eukaryota; Metazoa; Chordata; Actinopteri; Salmoniformes; Salmonidae
Product: FH1/FH2 domain-containing protein 3-like
Biological process (GO): cortical actin cytoskeleton organization; sarcomere organization; cardiac myofibril assembly
Cellular component (GO): cytoplasm; cytoskeleton
Molecular function (GO): actin filament binding
Source: RefSeq, a predicted model, not a curated record
CCUCUUUCUCCUCUGGGAGAGAGUGUCUCUGCAUUUCCUCGCCCACUCUCUCUCAAUUCAAUUCAACUCUUCCUCUCUCUGUCUCUCUCCAGCUCUGGGACAGAUCAUGCUGUAUGUGGAUGGAAUGAACGGCCUCAUAAGUCACAACGAAACCGUCCAAUGGCUUUACACACUCGUUGGAUCCAAGUUCCGUCUGGUAGUGAAGACAGCUCUGAAACUGUUACUGGUGUUUGUGGAGUACACUGAACCCAACACUGCCCUGCUCAUCCAUGCUGUCAACACCGUGGACACCAAGAGAGGCUGUAAGCUGUGGUCCAAUGCCAUGGAGAUUCUGGAGGAGAAGGAUGGGGUGGACACAGAGCUGCUGGUGUAUGCCAUGACCCUCAUCAACAAGACUCUAGCGGGCCUGCCUGACCAGGACUCAUUCUAUGACGUGGUGGACUGUUUGGAGGAGCAGGGCAUGGAGGCCAUGUCUCAGAGACACCGUAGCAGGAAGGGAACAGACCUGGACCUCAUGGAGCAGUUUAACAUCUACGAGACUGCUCUGCGCCAUGAGGACGGGGACGACGAGAGCCAGCCACCUACCGUGGGUCGGAAGAACCGGCGGCGUGCCAGCGUGGGGGGCACCAACGACCGGCGAGGCCUGGAGAGGAGACGCAGCCGGAGACACUCCCUCCAGAACGGGAGAGGACUCACCUCAGCCCCCGCUUCUCCCAGCAGCCCUCACUCUCACGGAGGACACAACGGUAGCUUCCUGCCCUUCGGAGGCCAGGGCAUCGACGACGUUAGCGAAAGCCGACACAUAGGCCACAUCAUGGCUCUCCCUGGCAGGUCCCAGGGUGUAGCCAGCGCCCCCACCACCCCUGUACACCGCUCCCAGGGUGUAGCCAGCGCCCCCACCACCCCUGUACACCGCACCUUUGCCACCUCAGGGGCACCACAGCUGGACUCCAAGUCUGACAGACCUUCUCUGGGGAGCUUGUUGUCUUCCUCCUACAGACAACACCAGGAGUCUCUGACUGCAGAGAGAGAGAGGAGGAGACAAGAGAGGGAGGAACGACUGCAGAAAAUCGAGAGGGAGGAGAGGACCCGCUUCAAUCGGGAUUACAUGGACAAGAGGGAAGAGACAAGACCGGCCAGAGAAGAGAGAUAUAAGUGUGUUGAGAGGCUCGCAGCAGAGGAGUAUGAGAAAGAGAGAGAGCGCACGAGAGCGCCACCCAGGGGGCGCACAGAGAUCACCCUGAGCCUGAGCCCCACCCCCUCCAGUCGCUCCGCCUCCCCCCGCUGUGCCACGCCCUCCUCCAUCGCCUCUCCGGAAGACGCUGGCACCAUUCCAUCCCAGACAUCCCAGACGCAGGGAAGUGAAGUAGACGUAGAGCCAAGCCGUGACCUUCAGACUAGAACUACAAGUCCAGCGCCAGAGUUAAUAGUAUCAGGACCUUCUCCAGAACCCACAGAGCCCCCCUCCCAAACUCCCCCGGCGCCAGCCGAGGAGCAGGCAGAGACAGAGACGCAGACAGAGAAGCAGGAAGUAGCUGAAGUUGAGUCCAAGCAGGAAGUACUAGAGCUAGUGGAGUUAGCGGUAGAUGAACAGACACAGGGUAAAGAGCAAGAAGAAAGUGAGGAGGAGGAGGAGGGUAAGGAGGAAGAGAGACAGUCAGGGAAUGAGGUAGAGGGAGAAGAUAAGGUAGAAGAGGAGGUAGAGGUAGAGGGAGAAGAGGUGGAGAUAGAAGAUGUAGAAGUGGUAGAGAUAGAGGUGGAGGAGGAGGGAGAGAGGGGCAGGCUGUCGGAGGAGAGGGAGGUGGAGGAGAGGCUGGUCCUCCUCAGUGAGAAGGAGAGGCAGAACGAGGAAGUGAAUGAGAAGGAUAACUGUUCUGCCUCCAGUAUCUCCUCAGCCAGUAGCACUCUGGAGAGAGAGGAGAGGGAGGAGAAAGUCAACAGCAACCUUGAACCAGGCCAGUGCAUUAAGGAGGAAGACGUGAACGGGCAGUGCAGCAAAAUCCUCAACAGCAAGCGCUUCAUGCUGGACAUGCUCUAUGCCCAGAACAAGACCGCUGCCGACGAGGACGAAGAGAAGGCGGGAGAGACGGAACAGACGGAGAAAUGCAAAGAGGGGAUGGAGACGUCAUCGUUAGAGGGUCAGGACGGGUCGUCGGUGGCCAGCUUAGCCAGUCGUAUCUCUACACUGGAGGCCAGCAGGCAGGCCUGCGAGGAGAACGUCAAGAAGAUGGAGGUGCAACACCUGGAGAACCAGGGGAGCGUCAGGGCCGUGGCCGAGAAAUUUGGAGACCUUGUUAAAAGCCUUGUGUCGCCUCACGAGCUGGAGGCAUUGGAGAAGCAGCAGCAGGGGCACCUUCAACCUGAUAAAGACAAAGCUCCUCCGGCCCCGUCCUCCUCUCCCCUACCUCCUAAGAAGGAGUCAGAUUAUAUCUGGGACCAGCUGAUGGCAGCCCCCAGGGAGCUGCGGAUUAAAGAGAUGGACUUUACAGACCUGGCAGACGAGGAUGAUCUGGACAUCUUAGACGUGGACAGUGUGCUGAUGGGCUCCAGUGACCUGAUGAUCCCUCCCCUUCCCCCCUGUCUCUCCACCCUGCCCCCUCCCCCUCCCCUGGGCCUGUUCGGCUGCCCCCCGCCCCCUCCCGGACCCACCCAGCCCUACCCGGGGUCCCCCCAGCUGAGCCGAGGGACAGGGGAGCCCCCUCUGUUCCAAAAGAAGAAGAAGACUAUCCGUCUCUUCUGGAACGAGGUAAGGCCCAUGGACGGCCAGUACAGGAACCACAAGCGUUGUAGAGAGUCUCUCUGGUCCAAACUGGAGCCGGUCAAAGUGGACACGUCCAAGCUGGAACACCUGUUUGAAACCAAGUCCAAGGAGCUGCCUGUUACCAAGAAAACAGCAGUGGAUGGGAAACGACAAGAGAUUAUUGUCCUGGACUCCAAACGGAGCAAUGCCAUCAACAUCGGGCUGACCGUCCUCCCCCCUCCCCGCACCAUCAAGACAGCCAUCCUCAACUUCGACGAGUACGCUUUGAACAAGGAGGGGAUCGAGAAAAUCCUGACGAUGAUCCCGACGGAGGAGGAGAAGCAGAGAAUCCAGGAUGCUCAGCUGGUGAACCCUGACGUCCCCCUGGGAUCAGCAGAGCAGUUCCUCCUCACCCUGUCCUCCAUCACGGAGCUGUCCGCCCGGCUGCAGCUCUGGGCCUUCAAGAUGGACUACGAGGUCACAGAGAAGGAAGUGGCAGAGCCUCUGCAGGACCUUAAGGAAGGGAUGGACCAACUGGAGAAGAACAAGACGCUGCGUUACAUCCUGUCCACGCUGCUGGCUAUAGGCAACUUCCUUAACGGAUCCAACGCGAAGGGCUUUGAGCUGGGUUACCUGGAGAAGGUUCCGGAGGUAAAGGACACGGUUCAUAAGCAGUCUCUACUGCACCAUGCCUGUUCCAUUGUGGUGGAGAAGUUUCCAGACAGCUCAGACCUGUACUCUGAGAUAGGAGCCAUCACCCGCUCGGCUAAGGUGGACUUCGACCAGCUCCAAGACAACCUGAGCCAGAUGGAGCGACGCUGCAAAGCAUCGUGGGACCACCUCAAGGUCAUCGCCAAGCACGAGAUGAAGCCUGUGCUCAAACAGAAGAUGUCUGACUUCCUAAAGGACUGUGCAGAGAGAAUCAUCAUCUUGAAGAUAGUCCAUCGGAGAAUUAUCAACCGGUUCCAUGCCUUCCUGUUGUUCCUGGGCCAUCCAGCAUACGCUGUGCGGGAGGUCAGCAUCCACCGCUUCAGUAAGAUCCUCAGUGAGUUUGCCCUGGAGUACCGGACCACACGGGAACGCGUCCUGCAACAGAAACAGAAGAGGGCCAACCACAGAGAGAGGAACAAGACCAGAGGAAAGAUGAUCACAGAUAGUGAGGAUGAAGAGGAUGGUGAGGAUGGAAAGUUUGGCGGUAGCGCCCCGGGGCCUGUAAGCCAGGAGGGCGUGCUGACGCAGGGUCUGCAGUACGCAGAGGAUGCAGCGGAGCAUGAGAACAUGAAGGCAGUGCUGAAGAGCAGCUUGCAGGGCUGCAGUGACAGUGGAGCGUCCACCGUGCCAGGCCUACGUACACGCACCAGAGCCAGCAGGCCAGGCCGUGUGGGUCCUUGGGGCUCAUCAGUGAUUGAAGACCCACCUAAUUGCACAGAGACAGACGCUGCAGAUGAGAUCAUGGAGCGCAUCGUCAGGUCAGCCACUCAGGGGCCCAGGACACGGACAGAGCCUCGCGAGAGGAAGAGGUCCAGAGCCAACCGCAAGUCACUGAGAAGAACACUGAAAAGCGGUCUGACGCCAGAGGAGGCCAAUGCCUUGGGGUUGUCCAGUGGUUCAGAGAUGGCUGUGUGACAGGAAGAGAAGUAGAGCUGGAUCCGGCAGCACAGCACACACAGACACCUGGGAAACCCUCUUACCGCCCGCCCUUCACUGACCCCUGACCUCUAACCCCUGCUCAUCCAGCCAGCCAGUCAACCGCUGCACCAUAGCUUCGCUUGGUCUUUCCCCUGGUUCAGCUUUAUGAUGACUGUAGCUCACCUUCCUGUCUGUGGUUUGUGCAGGUAGCUGGUUAAGAUGGUAAACAAUGUUCAGGAAGAGACCAUGAGGAAUAUGGUCCUCAUCCAGGAUAAUAGAUGGUUUUCAGUGGAACAAAGUGGUAUUGGUAUAGGGGCAGUUAAAGGGGUUCAGUGAUCCAGCUGACUCAGCUCCAUACACACACACUCAGGUAAAGGUCAGCAUCCAAACCACUACACUAUGCUGCUGUGCCGACUUGAGUGUUUCUUAAUGGUGUUGUUCCAAUCAGUUGUUUCUCCUAACCUUUGAAUAUGAGGCUGAGGCCUUUGAGGAACAGCUCACAUCCCAACUGUAAGUCUUAAUCACUUGAUGAAGCCCACAGUGACCACAUGACUAGUGGUGAAUCUCAGUUGUAUUUCCUUGAUUCCUUGUGUCUUCUAUCCUCACCUGUCUACACAAGGCUUUGGAGGACUAGAUCUGAGGUUCGUCCUCCCUAACCUUUUCCUCAAUUGAGAUUCACCCUAUGACUGAAAGAUACAAACUGAGACUUUCCUACACAGAAGACAUUUAGCCUCAGGACUUCUAAAGGGAGGGACAUGCGAGUGCUUGAAUCACUGUGGACUUGUGUCUGAACCAAAAAGGCCUCGGAGUUGAAUAGUAAAGAAGUUAUCAUUGACGCUAAAGAAGUUAGCAUUGAUGCUAAAUAUGUUAGCAUUGAUGCUAAAUAAGUUAGCAUUGAUGUUAAAGACGUUAGCAUUGAUGUUAUCUAUCCCCACUUAUGAUGAGCAUGUGUGUUGGGCUUGGUGUCAGAUAGUAUUUUUAGUUUGAACAAUUUUUGUUUAGAUAAAAAAUGUCUGUGUCCACAGGCUGUUUUGUUCUACUAUACUACUGUGGUAGUUUUGUGGGUUUUAAAAUACUUUAAUGCGUGAGAAAAAGGUGCUCAGAGAAGGAAUAUUUGCACUGGAUGUAGAAGUUGGAUAUUUAGAGGAAAGGAAGGGGAAAUCCUUGACACACACUGAUGUACCAAUCAGAUAUCAGAUGAAUGAAAUAAUCCCCCAGACAGAACCAAUAAUGAAACAGUAGCACAACUGAUUAUACACUCUAAUUUCAGAGGAAAAGUGAACAGAUUCCUUUGACUUUUGCAAACUAAAAUGUUUCCAAUUUUGCAUGUUGUUGAUUCAGUUGGAUUUUAUACAGAUGGAACAAACUGGAAUUCCAAGAGGAGACCAUGAUGUGUUAAGAGGGAAGGUAUCAUUUACUACAUACAAUUGAAUUACUGGUUUCCACUUUUAAAAAACACAUAGCAUAUCAGAGUCAUCAACUUUGGUGAGAACAGUCUGUGAGCUGACAAGUGUACAGAAGGGACGAUGCUACUGGGUCCAGACAGACUGACGUCUGUCAAUCACGCGUAGCGAAUGUUACAGCUUUAACCUAUAGGCCUGCCUACAACAUACAUGUUCCAGCUUUAGCCUAUAGACCUGCCUAGUACCUACAAUUACACACGUGUUGCAUGCAUGACACCAGUGUUACGCAAGCUCCUGCUGUUGUUCGCUGCAAAGCCUUCUUCUAUGGUUGAGACAUACUUAUUGUGGAGUGCUAGAACUGACAGGGAGAUACAUUUACACUAGUUACAUGUACAUACUCUCUCUUUACUCUCUGUGUCAAAGAGUUAGGCAACAUUUAAGAAUUGUUUAAAAAGUAUGAGAUUAAUAAUUGGUUAUUAUAGAAAAAUGAUAUGAGCUUCAACUGAAUGAGUGCCUUUUAUAGACAAGUCUAUUUAUUCAGUAAUGUUCAGGGAGAUAUUUGUUACAGAAAAUGUUACUGUGUGUAAUGAAAGGACUUCCUCCUUAGGUCAAUUCAACAGCUGUGACUUCCUGUUUUCAUUCUUUCCUAGAUUAAUACAUUUCAGUACUAUGUUCCAUGGCUUUAUGUCUUGGAAACAGUUCUCCUCUUCCAUUUGCGCAUUGCAGUUUUAUUUCGAAUCACAACUAAACUAGGGUUAUAGCUAAUUGUCUAAUGACAAUAUUUCCAUUUUAGCAGUUUUGUCACAAAAAAAUGUUCUAUAAAAAGAUAUGAGUUGUUUCCAUUUGCCUUAAUGUAGAAUUAGGGCAUAUAGUAUAUCUUAACGUUCCUACACUGUUGACUUUUAUUGAGGUGUAGUGGUUACAGUCAGCUAGAUAGCUAGUUUUUUAAAGUGCAUAAUUCCAGUUUACAUUUGGAAUUGUGUAGAGAGUUGUAUGAUGAUUCUACACAGUCACAAACAUUCACUGUGAUGGAAACAGCCAUUGUCGACUAAACAUGAAAGAAUAUAUGCUUGCAGCAACACAAGCCACAACAAAACAGUCACACACCUGCAAGUAUAUGUCUUUCUCAUGGAGAACUUACAAUUUGGUAUGAAACUAUCCAGCACCUUAUACACCAUUUGUAGCAUGCGUCUUUCAUUGAGGAAAACCAGAACAUUAACAGUGAGAAAGUAUAUUCUUUCAGCCUUUUUCUCAGAUGGUCAUUUUGAGUAUUGUAACUCUGAGUACAUGUAAAAUAAUGGGGGAAGAAUGCUGUAAAAUGAUGUAAAUGUCACAACGAUGUGUUUUAUGUCUUUCACUUGUUGGUAUUUUGUAUAGAAUAGUGUAUUCUAGGUUAAACAAAGCAGUGUUAUUCUAUGGAAAUUGUAAUUUAAGUGAAAACCAAACCAUGCAGGUUUAAAACAAUGUCUACAGAUGUGGCGUGUCACGUUAUGUUAUGGAUAAAGGGAGAUUCAUUUGAUUUGAAUGCUCAGAGGCUUAGCAUUUGUUAUGUUUUAUUGUUUUUCCUCUGCACAUGACUUGAAACACAUUAGGAUAAACGGAGUGGUCGAUAACCACCUAGGACUGGAUUCAAUCUGUAUCGCUGAAGUUCAGCGUUUUAGCGUGAUUGAAAAUGUUCCUGCAUUAGCAUAGACUGCAUUCAUGGUCAACACUGCAUAUGUCGGCUCCAUCUGAAACAAUCUGUAACGCUUCAGCCCCUAGUACUCCUAUGGAACCUUCAGCAGCCUUUCAUUACAUUGCACUCAAUAAAACAUGGAGUGUGUCCCAAAUGGCACCCUCUUCCCUAUAGAGUGCACUACUUCUUCUUCUUUUUUUUUUACCAGGACCCAUAGAGUCCAAAAGUAGUGCACUGUGUAGGGAAUAGGGUGCCAUUUGGGAUGCACCCCAUGUUUUCUGUGAUUGGCUAUAUUAUCUCCUUCUCCCCCACUGCUGUACUGUAAGUCAGUGUGGGACUUGGACACAAGCACAUCCAGACUCAGUGAGCUUUUCUUGCGUCUUCGCCCCUCUAACAACAACUGUAUGUAUGAACAUCUGGCAAUAAAAGAUCUCUUAAGAAACA